Messenger RNA from Brienomyrus brachyistius, 8411 nucleotides. RefSeq names its product histone-lysine N-methyltransferase SETD1B-A-like. Gene Ontology annotation, molecular function: protein binding; RNA binding; histone H3K4 methyltransferase activity. Gene Ontology annotation, cellular component: Set1C/COMPASS complex. The transcript has 19 exons. NCBI's taxonomy places the organism in Eukaryota, Metazoa, Chordata, Actinopteri, Osteoglossiformes, Mormyridae. The coding region runs from base 346 to 5655 and encodes 1769 amino acids. The record is from RefSeq and is a predicted model, not a curated record.
AUGAUCUGCUUUGUGUGAAGAAGCCAUUUUGAAAUAGAGAACAGCAGAGAAGCCAUUAACGCACAGUUCAUAACAAAGGUCGCUUUUGGGAAAGAGGCAACGGGCAGCGCUGUCGUCAAGCCUGAUUUUUACCCCUUAUAUGUCUUGUUUUUAUUGUAAUUAAGGCACUUCUUCAUACACGGAUUGCAUUUACAUAAUAAUAAGUGACUCGGGCCCCCUCCCUUUCUUAAAAACAGCCAAGCCAGUAAUAAAGGAUCCGAAGAUGGGAAUGAAAACGAUCCCCUUUCUUCUCUCUAUAGGCCUGAUAAAUGUAAUUCACCAGAAUGUUAAGGUCUGGCGAACGGAAUGGAAAACAGUCAUCCAGUUUGCAGCUCGGGCGAGAAGCGAAGUCACCAUUGGAGAAGUUAUAAGUUGAUUAUUGACCCAGCUUUGAAAAAGGGAUCGCACAAAGUCUAUCGCUACGAUGGACAAACUUUUAGCCCGGGCAAUCCUGGAAUGCCACCGGUUGAUAUGGUCAGAGACCCGAGAAUCGUUUCUCUUUGGUCAAAGUACAAGGAGAUCGAUCUCCCGGUUCCGAAGUUUAAGAUCGAUGAGUUUUACGUGGGACCUGUGCCUCCGAAGGAGGUAACAUUUGCAAAGUUGAACGACAACAUCAGAGAGGGAUUCCUGAGUGACAUGUGCAAAAAGUACGGCGAUAUGGAAGAAGUUGAAAUUUUGUAUAAUCCCAAGAACAAAAAACACUUAGGGGUCGCUAAGGUCGUGUUCGCCUCUGUAAAAGCGGCGAAGGAUGCUGUCCGAAAUCUUAACAAUACUUCAGUCAUGGGAAAUAUUAUCCACGUGGAACUGGACCCGAAAGGUGAGAAUCGAAUGCGAUACUUCGAGCUCCUGAUCAAUGGCAACUUCACCCCCAAGACUCUUCCAGUGGGGGUGGCGGACCUGCGGGAGGUGUCCCGGGAGGUAUCACGGGAGGUGUCCCCCCGCAGCCUGGCUGAAGCUCUCCUGGCCUGCGAGCCACUGAAGAGGCUAACAGAGGGGAACCUUCUGGCAGCAGGGGGCGCCGGCACGCCCAGCACCACCAGCACGCCGCUCUCUGUAGACACGGCCUACUCCAGUGCGCGGCAGGACACACCCAACAGCUUUGGGCACACGCCGCAGUCGCAGGGCACCCCGCAUACGCCGCGGCCUGCCGGCACCCCUUACUCCCAGGACUCCAGCUACUCCAGCAGGCAGGCUACCCCUGCCUACCAGGCCGGCCGGGCCGAGGGCUCGGGGGGCUACAAGGCUCGGAGGCAUGACACCAAGUUCCAGGAUGCGUACAACCGCAGGCCGGAGCGACACUACGUGCACGGCACGGGGGGGGCCUACCGGGCCCUGGAGCCGGCUGCUUUUAAGCCACAGCCCCCCGAGCCUCGGCAGCCACCCCCUCCGGAGCCUGCCCUGAGCCCAGCUGCUGCCCCCGCCCUCCCAAUGUUUUCCCACACGCCUCCGCCCCCUCCCAGCAGCACCUGCUACAGGACAUUCCCUUCGUAUGCGCCACCAGCUCCUCUCCCCUACCCCCCGACGGAGCCGCCUUUCCACCUCCCACCCCCGCAGCCAGAGCCAGACUACAGAAUGCCUCCCCCUGCCCCGGUCCCAGAAAUGCCCCCACCGGCAGUCAGAGAGAGACCUGUGACACCGCCACCCCUCCCCGAGCCCCCGCCGGCACCCUCGCCCCCCACUGAUGGGACGCCCGAGCGUUGCCCCUCCCCAGGGACACCCCCCCAAAAGUCUCAGGAGCACAGCUUGGACUCCCGCAUCGCCAUGCUGCUGAAGGAGAAGAACAGCAAGCUUCCCUUUCUGAGCGAGCGGGACUCGGACCUAGACGUGCACAUGGAGGGCAGCCCUGUCUCCUCCUCUUCCUCCCAGCUCUCCCCUGUGCCCCCUUACAAGCUCAGCUCCCAGCCUGGCCACCAGUCCCCCAGCACCAGCCUGGAGGACAUCAGCCCGACCCCCCUGCCUGACUCGGACUCUGACAGGGACGAGGAUGCCGCCCCCUGCCAAGAUGCAUCUGCAAGUUCACCUGGCGGAUCAUGCCAUGAUGGACAGAAUGACACGGGUGACAAAAAGGACCCUCAAGUGGCCAUACCCCCAGACACCGUGGAUGCGGGCCAUCAGUCUUCCGGUGAGGACAUGGAGAUCUCCGACGACGAGAUGCCCAGCGCGCCCAUAACCAGCGGUGACUGCGCCAAGGCCAUCGUGGUCAACACGCCGGUCUCUCCCAUGCGUCCCCAGACCAUCCCCCUCCAACUCCCUGGGUUCCCCCCGCUGCCCCCUCCACAGAUCGGCUUCCCCAUGCCGCCCCCUCCCCUGCCUCCGCCUCCUCACCUGGCGGCCCCUCCGGGGGUGCCCCCGCACCCCAUGCUGCAGCCGCUUCCCCCCUUCCCACCGGGCAUGUUACACAUGGACGUGACAGGUGUUCUGCCGCAGUGGGGGGGCAUGCACAUGUCCAUCCAGAUGCAGACGCAGAUGAUGAGCCGCCUGGCACAGAGCCAGCACCCUUACCCCUACCUGCCGCUUAUGGGUGGGGCCGGGGGCGGGGCAUACAGCACACCUUUCCGGCCACCAACAGUCACCCCCAGCAGUCAGUCCUGGCACCUGCCUGCUUUCCCCCGGUUCAACCCCACAGUGCCCCCGCCCGGCUACAUGCUGCAGAAGGAGGACCCCCACAAGGCCACCGUGGACGGCGUGCUGCUGGUCAUCGUCAAGGAGCUGAAAGCCAUCAUGAAACGAGACCUCAACCGCAAGAUGGUGGAGGUGGUGGCCUUCCGGGCUUUCGACGAGUGGUGGGACCGAAAGGAGCGCUUGUCCAAGACAUCACUCACCCCGGUGAAGUCUGCUGACAGCAAGGAAGAGGAAAAGACCAAGGCCAAGGGGACGGUGGUGGUAUCCAGCCUGCUGGAGAGUUGGAACAAGGGCGAAGGGCUCGUUUACGAGGGCAUCGGAUUGGGAAUGGGCAUUCGGGGCACCAUCCGUCUGCCUUCCUUCAAGGUGAAAAGAAAGGAGCCGCCUGACCCAGGGACUGUAGGGGACACCAAACGGGUUCGUGCCUCCACCCCUGUGGAUGACGAGAUGGAGGAGGAAGAGUCUGAGCGGGACAGGGCAGACCUGUCCUCCGACUUCCCCAGGAAGGACAGCGAAGGGUCAGUUCCAGUUCGUAGACCUACCAAGCUUGACAGCGAGGGGGAGGAAGAAGAGGAAACCUCUGAGAAAGAGGAGGAAGAGGAGUCAGAAAAAUCUUCCGACAAGCUUUCCUUUGUAAAGGACCACGAUGAGGAAGAGGAGGAGAAUGAUGCCAAAAAUGUCUCUGACAGCGAUGGGGAAGAUUCCAACUCAUCAGAUGAGGAAGAGUUUUCGUCCUCUGGGUCAGAUUCGGAGUCUUCACGGGAAAGCGAAGACUCCUCUGCUUACGACUCUAGCUCCGACGAGGAGUCUGCAAGCACACGUGAUAAAGCAGGGAAGGAAGAGGGAGACGCGCGUCCUGUGGCCUCAUCUUCAUCCUCCUCCUCGUCAUCUUCCUCUCCGUCGUCCGUCUCUCAGUCUUCGUCAUCUUCCGAUGAGGAGGAGGAAAGGCGGGAGACGGUCAAACUUCACUCCUCCUCGUCCGAGAUGACGUCGGAGAGGACCCUUCAAGAGGAGCCAGAUGUGCAGCUGCAGAGAAGGUCCAUGGAGGUGGUGGGCGCUGUCAGGACAGAGGUGCAGGCGGAGCUGGCCUCCAGGGUGGGUUUGUCGAAAGUGCAGCUGCUGGAUGAGGUUGGCCUCCUUCGCCCGCCCACCCCGAGUGGCUCCCCAGCAUACAUCGACUUGGAGGUGCGGCCUAAGGCCACCCUGGCUGAUGAGGAAGAGGAGGAAGUGCUUCCACGUACCCCAGGACGGGAGACCACCACACCUCUGGAAGCGGAGGUGCCCCGCCCGCCCUGUACGCUGCCCCUGCCUCCCCAAGUGGACUCAGUCGCUGAGGCCUGCUUCCUGCCGGGGCUUCCUGAGUCACGCUCGAGCUCUCGGCUCCCCAGUGAGGAUGACGUGCCCCACACCCCGGGGAGGGAGCUGCCAGGCAGGGGGCGGUGCUUAGGGAAAUCCCAGAGCACGGAGACGGUCCCCAGCACGCCGGGCGGCGAGGCACCUCUCACGGCCAACAGCCUGACGCUCGGCUCCCCCCACAUUCCGGGCAGCCCCUUUUCCUAUCCCGCUCAGUCCCCUGGGGCUGGUGGCGGCGUUCCCAGGACUCCGGGUCGGGAUUUCAACUUCAUGCCGCCAUUCACAGACCAGCGGAAGGCUUCGCUCGACAGCCUGGACGAGCGCUUCCUAUUCAAAGAGCCGUCGCUUAGCUCCGCCCCUCACGCCAGCCUGCCCAAGGACCAGGACGGACUACAGGUGCCACCGGACUCCACCCCCCCCAAGAGAAAACCUGGCCGUCCCAAGAAGACCUCACUGGCAGUCUCUUCUCCAGAACACCAGGCGGCUAUCUGGGCCUCUUCUUUGCCCCCAGACAUCCCAGGGAAAGAUUUGUAUCUGGAUUUGGGGUUGGGGGGCGUGGCUGCACCCUCCCGCUGGACUGAGCCGUCACGCGUGGCCCUUGACUUCAGGGAAGGUUGGGCAGAGCCAGAGGCGCGGGGCGCGACCCCCCCACGUGAAUUGGAGAGCAAGCUCCCUGGGGAGGAGCCACUGCCUCCCUCAUGGCACAAGGAGAGGCACCUGGCGCCAUCGGCCCCCCGGCCACGGCCCAGGUUCUGCCUGCGCUCGGAAUUCGAGGAGGUGACCGUCCUCUACGACAUCUGGAACGAGGGCAUCGACGACGAGGACAUCCGCCUCCUGGAGGUCACCUACAACAAUAUGCUGCAGCAGGACAAUGGCAGCGACUGGCUGAACGACACGCUCUGGGUGCAACACCCUCCCACCUGGCUCCCUGGCGUGAAGAGGAAGAGGCGAGAAGAUGGGAUGAGGGACCACGUGACAGGCUGCGCACGAAGCGAGGGCUACUACAAGAUCGACAAGAAGGACAAGAUCAAAUACCUCAACAGCACUCGGCUGCUCUCGGAGGAGCCUCCUCUGAGCUCCCAGGGCAGGAGCAACCCAGCACAGCCCCAGUCCUCCACGCGGGCCGGUUCUGAGCGGAGGUCUGAACAGCGGCGCCUGCUCUCCUCCUUCAGCUGUGACAGCGACCUGCUGAAGUUCAACCAGCUGAAGUUCCGCAAGAAGAAGAUCCGCUUCUGCAAGAGCAGCAUUCACGACUGGGGCCUGUUCGCGAUGGAGCCCAUAGCAGCGGAUGAGAUGGUGAUCGAGUACGUGGGGCAGAACAUCAGACAGGUAAUCGCGGACAUGCGGGAGAAACGCUAUGAGGAAGAGGGUAUCGGAAGCAGCUACAUGUUCCGGGUCGACCAUGACACCAUCAUCGAUGCCACCAAAUGCGGCAACUUUGCCCGCUUCAUCAACCACAGCUGCAAUCCCAACUGUUACGCCAAGAUCAUCACAGUGGAGUCACAGAAGAAGAUUGUCAUCUACUCUCGGCAGGCCAUCAACGUCAAUGAGGAGAUUACCUACGACUACAAGUUCCCCAUCGAGGAUGUAAAGAUUCCGUGCCUCUGCGGGGCUGAGAACUGCCGGGGCACCCUCAAUUAGGCCCCCAUCCCUUGGUGAUGCCAUGCCAAAUAAGCCAAUCAAGAAAAACAAUCGAAAUGGUGGAGCUGAAACAAGGAUAACCAUACCCACUGCGCAGUGCUCAACACCACUUUCACUGGAUGUUACAGGGCUUGGCGCAGAUGUUGCUUCCACCUUUUGAUUCUGGAAUUUCACCGGAAGUGUCCUGAUGCGACCAUGGUUCCUCACACUGCCCGAAGCACCAGUGUCCUCAUAUUCCCCCCCCCCCCCCCCACGGAAGGGUUACACUUUCAGCUCAGCUGUCCGUUGUAUUUUACCUUACCCCCCACCGGGUUAAUGUUAAGCUCAGCGGUCCAUCAUCUUUUACCCUCCCCCCACUAAGUUACGCAUUAAGCUCCUUUUCCUUCGAUAUGAAGACGGGUCCUCCAAGUGGCCCCCACCCAGAUUGCUGCUGGUUACCCCCAUCCCCCUUGUCACCCAUAGUUUUCACAGGUGGCAGUUCAUAUCAACUGUUUGUCUGCUGGCAGAACAUGGAAGGUUCCUCUAUACUCAUCAGAGCAUUGGGCCAUGUGUCCGGUGCUCUUUGCCAAUGGUCAUGUGUGAUGUUGCUAAAUCACCUGCUUGACCACUGAGAAGCAUGUUACCAGAGCUGCUCAUCUCCCCAACGUUUACGUCAAACUUGUUUCCUCCCAGUUCGUACUUUUUGGCGCUACUUCUGAGUGAAGGACCCUGCGAAGAAUUUUUAAUUCUAUGAAGUUAAGCCCCAACUCAUUUACUACACUUAGGAAGCUCAUGUUUUUAGGCCAGUUGUUACACAUCUUCCUGAUGUUUAAUUAUUAUUUCAAGCUAGCAUUAAAACCACAGAAGUCACACUACAGUGUUACAGUCAAGAACAUUUGGAAGCUAGUAGACAGAAAAGGAUGGUUUCAAGUUUGCAUUUUCCUUGGUGUUCUGGGACAAGUUUAGUGGGAACAAGCGCCAUCAGCAGUAUUAGUAAACAGGGCCACCUGCUGGCUGCAUGGCAGAAUGCGGCCAUGACACCUGCAUAGCGAGAUGGGCUGCGUGGUGUAAAUCAUUUUAUAAGAGUUUGAGCUGUGGAGCUGAUUCAGGCUGUGUUGAAAGUAAGCUUUUGGCCGCUGGUACUUGAACUGUGUCUAGAGGAGCUGUUCAGGGGCAGAUUGGCACUUUGCAUACCGCUGCGUCCUUGUGGACCCCGCUGUCUGUGAUGUCUUCCUGCCUUUCGUGCUCGGAAAUGUGCCUGUAUGUCCCCCGAUGGGAGCCUGGGAAUCUGGGACCCUUGUGGGACAGUUAGACCCACCAGCAAAGGGGAUGUCCUGCCCUCGUCCUCCUCCUCAGAAAAAAAACAAAAUUUAAGCAAAACAUACUUACCUGAACUCCUACCUCUGCUUCAUUGACAACCACAGUUUUACCUUCAGGUCUCCCACUAACAUUUCUGUUCUGUGUAAGACACUAUAAACGUGGUUAAGUUAUAUAAGGUUAGAUUUAUGAAGAAUAUUAUAAUGAUUCAGCUAUAACUGGCCUAUAAUGCACUUAGGCUUCAGUUAUGAGACACCACAACUUUAUUUUCAGAUUUAUUGGAUUGUACAAUGUAAAUAUUAAAAUGCUGUACAGAAAAUAGACAUUAUUUCACUAUCUUGUGUACAAUAUUCUAAAGAGCAUUUUUAUAUCCUUGGUGCUGCAGCAGCAGUGACCACGGCCCUUGAAAACUGGAGUUUGUGUUAACAAAUGAAAUGGGAGAGUCUGUGAAAUGUUAAAUAAAUUCAGCCUCCAUACUUUCCCUAAAUAAACAAAACACUGGGGGAGUUAGUCAGUUCAUUUGAUGCCAUAUUGAACCCCCCCAAAAAAAAAUAAAAUAAAAAAUUUGGCUCCUAAUAAGCUAAACUGUGAGUGCAUUUCCUCGUCUUCUUGGUAGUUGUGUAGUCGUGGCAACAAACAAUUGGCAGCACAUUUUGUUCCCAUUGGAGAACAUGCUGACAGUGGGUGUGUCUCACAGGGACUUUAGCAGCCAAUCAGAAUCCAAAAUAACAGGCCAAUUGCCACUCCUCCAGGUCAGGUCCUGAAGUUGCAUACCGAUUUUUCACCACAGUGAUAUUCAUGUUGUAUAGCUGGAAUUCUCAGCCAUUCUUAAACCCCAAAUGAAAAGAGAGCAGAGUGUUGGGAUCCCCUACCACUAACACCUGACCUAACUAUGGAACGGUGGCCACCUCAACAUCUCUGAGACCCCUCCCCAAACCGCUCCUCUGUAGGUACCCAGCUGAAACACCCUGUUUUAUAGGGUUUUUUAUAGUCAUGUCUUGAAGCUGUAAAGAAAUUUCUUUGCAGUUUUAUAAAAGUAGGAAUAACAGAGGGGGCAACACUUUUUCCAGAAGGCAUUAAAAAGUGAGACGUGCACCUUUGACAAUACACAGUCCCCUAUUUUACUUCGGUAAUGGUUUCUUGUAGAAACACCUUUCCAUCAUUGAUUUUCUUUUAUAUGCUAAAGUUUGUAAAUACUUUAUAGAUGUGUGUAUGUAAAUAAUAUAGUUCAUGGGGUUUGCUACACAAACACAGCUCAGGGACAGAACGGGCUGGUGGCAACAUUCUCAGCUUGUGUCAAGCUUACUUUUUGCUGUAAAUUCUGUGAACUGUUUGCUGUGGAGAAGGGGAUUUAGAAAUUGUGAUACAUAUAGGCAGCGUGAGCUGGGUAACCUGCACCUGCUUCAUCUAUUUAUUAUAAGACAAUUUGGAUGAAAAAUAAAGGCUUCUUUCCAAAUGUA